UGGAAACCAUAGAAACCAACUGAAGCUUGCAAUGAAUGCUAUGCUAAUGCUAAGCAUAGCUUGCUAUGUUUUCAUAGUCGCUCGCUUCCGGACAGCUACAGCUAUAGCGUUAGAAGUAACCACCUGUUCGCAUUGAGUAAAGCAUAUAAAACGAGCUACUAGUUCGCUUUGCUGUAAAACAAAGCAGGCAAGCUAAUUUAUGAGCUACUUGUCACUUCUUGCGUUAUUUUCCUGCAAUGUUCAAAGCAAAAAUCCUUCUCAUUGGACCCACUGAGAGUGGGAAAACGGUCCUCGCAAAUUUCCUCUCCGACACAACGGAAACGGUGGGAGGUGAAUACAGUCCCACACAAGGAGUCAGGAUCCUGGAAUUCGAAUCCCAAAAUCAAGGCAGCGGUGACAAAUCAACAUGUGAUGUGGAGCUGUGGGACUGCGCAGGGGACUUCAAAUUUGAGUCAUGCUGGCCGGCGUUAAUGAAGGACUCCAACGGUGUGGUGAUCGUCUUCAACCCGGACGUCCCCAGCCACCUGAAAGAGAUCGAGACAUGGCACGCCAUGUUCAUCGCCCCCCAGGGCCUGCAGGACGCCCAGUGCCUGCUGAUAUCACACCACAAGCCUGGCAGUGGAGACAGCGAUGAUCGCCUCCCUCUGGCCGCCCAUCUGAGCAGACUGCCCCUCAUCAACUCCAACCUGGAGGACGAGCCUGAGGAGGUGAGGCAAGCGUUCCACAGAUACCUGGGAAACAUUGUGACCACGCUGUCCGAAAGUAGAGAGCGGGAGGAGAUGUCUAUCAUUACGUAGCCGUCCACCUUAAUGUUAAUAUUGCUGGUUAGCUAUGUGUCUUUGCCUCUAAUUCAUGAAUAGUUGUAAAGGUUACAGCCUAUUUGAUUUGUUGAUCAAAGUAAAGCUUUGUUUAUGUUAUUUUUAUAUUUUAUUACAUUGGUAUAAGUUAAAAUGCUCAUCUACUCUUAGCUGUAAAUGCAAGGGUUGUUAGCGCCUUGUGAGUACAUUUUAUCGACGGAGAUAACUGUAUAUUGUAAAAUCUAUGGAUGAAAUGAAAAUCAGUUGAUUAGAAUUUUUCUGUCAAGCAAAGUAGCAUAUAAUGUUCUGAAGAAAAUAAACCAAUCACAUUUCAUA
This is a messenger RNA of Gadus morhua (Atlantic cod), 1133 nucleotides long. It is a transcript of the gene ift22, whose product is annotated as intraflagellar transport 22 homolog (Chlamydomonas). The coding region runs from base 237 to 797 and encodes 186 amino acids. The transcript has 5 exons. Lineage: Eukaryota; Metazoa; Chordata; Actinopteri; Gadiformes; Gadidae. The record is from RefSeq and is a predicted model, not a curated record.